CCAUGAUGCUCGGCGAAGAGUCCACUUCCGCCGACUACUGGCGGAGAUGCGGCGACGAAGCCCUAGCACAAGGCAUCAAAGGCGUAGUCAUAAUGGGCGCCCACUGGGCCUGCCACGGCGACGGCAUUGAAGUCGCGACGAACCCUAACCCAGGCAAAAGCCCCGUUGCCUACGUCCACCCCUCCAAAUACGUCGACUAUAAGCUCAACCCCGACCUGCCCACCGCCCACCGGUGCAUCUCCCUCCUCUCUCAAGCCGGUUUCAAAGCCACCGGCAACGACACCUUCGAGUGGAUCCACGACGUCUACCUCAUUCUCAUUCGCAUGUUCCCUAACGCCUGCCCACCCACCACCAUCAUCUCCUCCAACGCCCGCUACGACCCCCACUACCACAUGAAAGUCGGCUCCACGCUCCGCCAGCUCCGUCGCGAGAACUACCUGAUCAUCGGCACCGGUGGCGCCGUGCACAACCUCUACCGCAAUCGGUGGGCGCCUAUGCUGCGGUUCCGCGAUAACUUUGCUAUGGAGACGCCGCCUGAGGACUGGGCGUUGGAGUUCCGUCAGGCUGUUGAGGAUGUUAUGGUGAAGUGUCCGGGCGGGCCGAAGAUGAGACGCGCUAUGACGAGGUUGAUGAAGCAUCCUGAGUAUAGGGAUGCGCAUGCGACGGAUGAUCAUUUUAUGGCCGCAUUGUUUGUGGCGGGUGCUGUGGGGGAGUGGGAGGAUGAGGGAAGUAAGGUGGUGCUGGGGGCGGAGACGUGGGAGUUGACGAAUAUGUGUAAUUCGCAGUUUACGAUUGGGGAGUGGAUAAAGGUUUCCCAUGAGAAAUACCUUCAGCGGUCUACCUGAGAAGUGGUCUGGUUACUUCUCUCUUUUGUUGGCAUUGUUGCAUUUCACACAAGCUUCACAUACAGAUGAGACUAGUAGCUAGACAGUACAUGUUGGUACCAAUACUAUCUACUCUUGGACAAAGUCAA
This is a messenger RNA of Aspergillus welwitschiae, 973 nucleotides long. Its product is annotated as DODA-type extradiol aromatic ring-opening family dioxygenase. Lineage: Eukaryota; Fungi; Ascomycota; Eurotiomycetes; Eurotiales; Aspergillaceae. The record is from RefSeq and is a predicted model, not a curated record. The annotation marks the transcript as partial. Gene Ontology annotation, molecular function: oxidoreductase activity, acting on single donors with incorporation of molecular oxygen; ferrous iron binding; zinc ion binding. The transcript is spliced from 3 exons.